UUAUUUCAGCCUCCUGAAAUCACUAUGUUUAAGUCAUCUCACAAUGAAUGAAAAAGUGGUUGAUUUGAAAAGCUGUGAUAGUGAUAAACGCCUCAGUGCAGAAAAAUCAAUAAAUUUCUCUAUCGACUCUCUAUUAUCUUCUGAAAAGUCAUUAAAGAGUGAUAGUUUACAAUUACCGCGACCAUACUUAGACGUGAAUUUAGAAAAAUGUGAAAAAUCACAACCCAAGGAUUUGAAACGAGAAAAUGAAGAAGUUGUGUCGACUUCCGGCGAUUUUUACCAAAGAAAUUAUCAGGACGACGCUCUUGACAACAGAUCGGACGAGGAGAGGAAGAAGAGACCGAGGACGGCAUUCACGGCAUCGCAAAUUAAAUCUUUGGAGGCUGAAUUUGAACGAAACAAGUAUUUAUCGGUGGCUAAAAGGUGUCAACUCUCCAAAAGUCUCAAAUUAACGGAGACGCAAAUCAAGAUCUGGUUCCAGAAUAGGAGAACCAAAUGGAAAAGGAAAUAUACGAAUGAUGUUGAGCUUCUAGCGCAGCAAUAUUACACUUCGAUGGGGAUUCUCACACCAAGACCUAUUUUUUUAGGAGACAGAUUAUGGUUUUUCAAUUACCCUGGACAACCCGGACUUUCCAGUGUACCAUCAGUGGUACCCAACAUGUUACCACCACCCCCCACGACAUCUAUGGUGUCACACGUUUCUAGGCAGUGUGUUCCAAACUACGUUAGUUUUCCAGAACACCACCAGACUGAAAAUUCACCAAUGAUGCAACUACAAAAUUUCGGCAGACAUUUUGAAAAUUCUUGAAUUAGUUAGACUUAAAAUAAGUAAUAACUCUAUUUACUAACCAAAUAUUUUAUUAUCUGCUUUGUUAAGUCAUUUUGUACCAAGAAAAUAAAUGUUUAUGU
Tribolium madens (black flour beetle) is the source of this 909-nucleotide messenger RNA. RefSeq names its product barH-like 1 homeobox protein (gene lms). Gene Ontology annotation, biological process: central nervous system development; regulation of DNA-templated transcription; neuron differentiation. The transcript has 3 exons. NCBI's taxonomy places the organism in Eukaryota, Metazoa, Arthropoda, Insecta, Coleoptera, Tenebrionidae. The record is from RefSeq and is a predicted model, not a curated record. Gene Ontology annotation, molecular function: DNA binding; DNA-binding transcription factor activity, RNA polymerase II-specific. The coding region runs from base 44 to 808 and encodes 254 amino acids.